Molecule: messenger RNA, 1770 nt
Organism: Botrytis fragariae
Lineage: Eukaryota; Fungi; Ascomycota; Leotiomycetes; Helotiales; Sclerotiniaceae
Product: putative nrps-like enzyme protein
Exons: 2
Coding region: 1-1770 (589 amino acids)
Source: RefSeq, a predicted model, not a curated record
AUGGCCUCAACAACACAAAUCAUGACAAGUGCGAAGCACGACUACCAAGUCUCGUAUAAAAUUGAGACACUCCCUUCCGAUGCAGAACUCAAACGUGCUAACAGGCUCAUUCCUCACAUUCUCGAGGAAAAGGCACGUGAAAAUCCUCAAAGCAUCAUAGCAAUGGUGGCCAAGUCAUCUGACAUAUCCGAGGGAUUCGAUCAGGUCAAUGCUGGACAGUUCUUGCGUGGUGUGGACUUCCUAGCUCAUUGGAUCGACUCUUAUAAGUCUGAAACUUCAUCGACGGAGACUUUCGCGUUUAUUGGAUCUCAGGACUUUCGCUAUCCGAUCAUUGAAAUUGCUUGUAUGAAAACUGGAAACCCUCUACUUUUACCAAGUACUCGAAAUGCAUUAGCAAACACAGUUUCAUUACUCAAGGCUACCAAAAGCACGAAACUUUUCUACACAUCUCAAUACUCGGAUUUUGCUGCACGAAUUUUAGAUGUACUUACAACUUUGGAAAAGCACGAAAUACCGACGCUACAGGAGAUAAUAACCACAAAAAGUGAGCCGUACCCCUACACGAAGAAUUGGGAUACCCAUAAAGAUGAGCUUGCAUUGAUUGCUCAUACAUCGGGUUCCACAAGUGCACCAAAGCCAAAGAAUUGCAGCCAUAGGUUCCUCAGUAGUUUCCUCCACAGCAGUGUAUUGUUACCUGAUGUACCUGGACGAGUAGUUGCAGGCUACAAGUGUAUAGAAAAAGACAAACUACUUUUGAGUGGGUGUGGCUUUGCUCAUGCAUCUGGAAUUGCCAUUGCAUUCUCAACGAUCAUCUUAGGUUCAAUCUUGGUUCGCGGCCCACCGAGGGAACCGUCUAGUGGGAAAAUACUUCAUGAUAUCAUGAAGGCUCUCCCAAUUCAUGGAAUAAUAGAGGUUCCAAGCGUUACAGAGCAAUUAUUCUUGAAUCACAGCGAGGGCCUCGAAGACGAAAUCGCUGCUUUGAAGCAUGUUUCCUGGGUUGGAGGUCCACUAUCACAGAAAACAGGCGACUUCAUUACCCGCAACACCGACGCAGUACUGUGGCAAAUUUUCGGGUCGACUGAAACCGCCCAAUUGCCACUUCUUGUACCACCCAAAUCACAUUGGCAGUAUCUCGAGUUCCACCCCCAAUUCUUACCAGAAUUAGAGCCAGUGAAUGAUGACUCUACGCUUUGCGAACUGAUCUUAAACAAAUACGAUGAUCCAGCUCUUGCUUGGGCUCAACCUGUCUUUCAGAUGGAACGUGAUCAGACUCAGUGGAGGACCAGGGAUAUUCUGCGUCGUUACGAAGGUUCGCUCCCCAAUGGAAUUGGUCCACUUUGGAAAUUUGAAAACCGAAUCGAUGAUCUUAUCAUCCUUUCUUAUGCAGCCAAAGUCAACCCUGUGCACAUUGAGACUCUACUACAGUCACACCCGUUAUUGAAUGGCUGUCUUGUCUUCGGAACGGGCAGAGCCCGUUGUGGGAUCUUAUUGGAACCGAAGGAGGAUUCAACAUUGACGGAGGAAGAUUUGAUAUCAAAGGUAUGGCCGGGAGUGCAAAAAGUUAAUGAUACGGUACCAACACAUGCUCGAGUUGAGCGACAUUUGGUUCUCGUGGCGAAGAAGGAUAAGAGAUUUGAGAGAGCUGCUAAGGGAACCCUCGUUAGAUCUAUUUGUACAAAUAUGUAUAAAGCUGAGAUUGACAGUGUAUACGCAGCGUUUGAGGCAAGGAACUACGGAUAUAGUAAAGCUGAUCUCAAGUUGCGAAUUUAG